Dovyalis caffra is the source of this 627-nucleotide messenger RNA. Lineage: Eukaryota; Viridiplantae; Streptophyta; Magnoliopsida; Malpighiales; Salicaceae. The record is from the annotation of a GenBank genome assembly.
AUGGAAGAUUUCAAAAAGGUUUCGUUAGCAGAUGCAGAGGCAACGGAGACUGAAGCUGAAGAAGCAAGCAGCAGCAGAAAAUCCUCCAAUACCCUUCUUUUACUCCGCAGAUUCCUUGAAAUCCAGCAAAGGAGAGCCCAAGCUUAUGCCAAGCUCAAACAGGGUUUUGCUGAAUAUAUGGUCUCUGGAGGGGAACUAGGUUACCAGCAGCUUUGCAGCGAGAUCACAGUAGAGUUCAAUGACUGCUCCAAACAAGUCAUUGAAAUGGAGUCUUUAUUUCUAAACCCUGACUAUGACCGACUCGAUCUGGCAAACCUUCUCAGAGCCAUUCAAACACAAGAAAAGCAGAAGUUACACUUGACAGCAACCAUUCAGCUGUUAAAGAAAGCUGGUCGGCCAUCAGAACGUCUUGUCAACCAUGAAAACUGCAGAUUUCCAAAACCAAUGGAGCAUGAGUGUGUGCACCUUCAUGAAAUAACUGAAGCUGCUGGAACUGAAGAGGCAGAAGCUGAUGCUGAGUAUGAUAAUGCUCUCAAGGAAGCUAUCAGAGGCGUACAGGAUGCUGUGACCACCAUAAAUGAACACCUGGAAGAAGUCAAGUAUGAGAUUGAAGCCCUUGAAAGUUGA